Messenger RNA from Spirometra erinaceieuropaei, 1071 nucleotides. Lineage: Eukaryota; Metazoa; Platyhelminthes; Cestoda; Diphyllobothriidea; Diphyllobothriidae. The record is from the annotation of a GenBank genome assembly.
AUGAAGAAGCGAGCCGAGUUGAAUGAUAAACUGCAAUCCCUUCUCUGUCCUACCGACAAGUGCAUCAUGUCUGCGAGAGUCGUUAACCUUUCGAAAAGGAGUCUAACACCCGCCGAGAUAAGCCUACUGUCUAAAGGACUUAAAUUCAAUCAUACCGAUGCAGCACCAACAAACUUCCUAGCGAGUCUUGAAUCCGUCCUACUGGCUUCUGCUAUCCCCGAAGACGUGCGUGCGGACAUACGCAGUUGUGCCAGUGGUCUUCUUCGACAAAGGAAACGUCACCGUAACUUGACCAUCGAUGAAGAAAAAGGGUUGCGAUCUCUGAAGACUGAUGACAGUAUCGUGGUUGUACCUGCUGACAAAGGAGGCGCAACCGUCAUCAUGGACAAGGCUGAUUAUGUUCGAAAAGCAAACACUAUCUUUGAUGACAGGGAAGCUUACGCACCACUCGCUGAGGACCCGAGGAAGAAGCAGGCCGCGGUUAUAAAGAAGAAGGUGAAUGAACUCGCUCGACUGAAGCUGAUUAACCCGAAUGACUCCAAAUUCAUGACUCUCACUGACCCCCGUAUCGCGCAUGCCUAUGGCCUUCCAAAAGUGCACAAACCAGAUGCACCAUUGAGGAUAAUAGUGCCACUCAUCGGGUUGCCCACUUACAACCUAGCCAAAUGGCUUUACAGGCAUCUGAAGCACCUCGCUGAUGGAUCACAAUACAGCAUCACAAAUUCUCAGGCAUUCCUUCAAAGGAUUGAAGGUCUUAAAGUAAGUCCUGAUGAAAGUAUUCUAUCAUUUGAUGUUGUCGCAUUGUUUUCCUCAAUACCACAUGACCUUGCCAUUGAGAGCGUGGCCCAUCGCUUACGAGACAAUCCCAUCGACCUUCCAACACAUCACGUUCUAGAAUUUCUUAAGCUCUGCCUCAAUAACUAUUGCCAAUUCGAUGGCAAAUACUACCAGCAGGUUAAGGGCACCCCAAUGGGUUCGCCAAUUUCGGGGCUACUUGCAGAACUAGUCUUACAACGACUAGAACAAGAUGUUGUGCAAAGUUUCAACCAAAAACGUGGCUCAGAUACGUAG